Blastomyces dermatitidis ER-3 is the source of this 2014-nucleotide messenger RNA. RefSeq names its product protein bcp1. The coding region runs from base 113 to 997 and encodes 294 amino acids. The record is from RefSeq and is a predicted model, not a curated record. Gene Ontology annotation, cellular component: nucleus. Lineage: Eukaryota; Fungi; Ascomycota; Eurotiomycetes; Onygenales; Ajellomycetaceae. The transcript has 3 exons.
UUUUGUUGGCUUCAAUAAUGCGUGGAGUGAAGAUAGAGAUUCAUAACAACACCCCCGCCCUGCCCGACACAUUUAUUCUCAAAUACAUUUUCAAGCACACAGUUACCUCAUAAUGCGCAAGCGAAAGCAAUCAAAAGACGGUGACGUGGAGAUGGGAAACACAACCCGCGCCUUGGGUGAAAACGAUAGCAGCAGCGAAGAUGAAAUGGAUAUAGUGAAUGUUGAAUUCGAGUGGUUCGAUCCACAACCAGCAGUAGAUUUCCACGGCCUCAGAAAUCUGCUCCGCCAGCUACUAGACAACGAUGCGCAACUAUUCGACCUCUCUGAAUUGACCGAUCUGAUACUGUCGCAACCACUGCUAGGCUCGACAGUGAAGGUUGAUGGCAAUGAAGGUGAUCCAUUUGCCUUCCUUACAGUGUUGAAUCUACAGCAGCAUAAGGACGUACCAGUUAUAAAAGACCUAACAAGCUACAUCCAACGAAAAUCCUCCUCCUCUGCCAAACUCUCCCCCUUAGACAACCUCUUAACGCAACCAACACCCCCUGCGAUCGGACUGAUAUUAACAGAACGACUAAUCAACAUACCCGCUGAAGUCGUCCCACCUAUGUACACCAUGCUUCUAGAGGAGAUAGCCUGGGCCCUCGAAGAAAAUGAACCCUACAACUUUACACAUUACCUAAUCUUAUCACGGACUUACGAAGAAGUCAAAUCGAAACUGGACGAGGAGGACGACCGGCCACAAAAGAAGAAGAAGAAAGGCGCAGACGAGAAGAACGAGAUGUUCUAUUUCCACGCGGAGGAUGAGCUGUUGCAGAAACAUGCGUUAUGCUAUGGGGGAUAUGAGUAUACCCGACAACAGGAGGAAGGGGCGUCAGAUUCCAAGCGCGCGUUUCAUGAGUAUGGCGUGCGGCCACAGGGCCAUUUGGUUUUAAUAGAAGCGGCGAAGUUUGAAGCGGCCGUGAAAGAUUUAAAGGAAUAUCUAAACCCGUCUUCUUGAAGAAGAAGAAGAAGUAUAUAAAAUGAGAAAAUAUUCAUUAGUUGAUUUGUUUAUGACGUAUAACCCUAUAGUUUGUGUUUCCUUCUAUCUUGCCGGUAAAUCGUGGAUAGUCCCGUAAAACCAUUGCGCCGUGCUAAAGCUCUUCGCUGUUUUGCUUCCAUAUCCAUGCAUGUUGUAUAUGAUUACUCCCACUCAGUACCCUUCAGACGCUGCAUUAGAUAUUCUACCUCCACAAUCUUCGUCAUCGGAAUCACGCUAUCCUGUUGCACAAUUUUAGUUCCCAGGGUCGAGCGCAUAUAGGAGGAGAAAAUUGAAAGAUAAUAACGAAAAACAAACCUUAUACAUAGCCACAACCGCCUCGACGUUAAUCUUCUGGUUGUUCCCAUCAGGCGUAGCAGGACCAGCAGGAUCCGUACCGUACGUCCUCGCCUUAAGCCUUAGCCGUUCCAGCACCUUCUUCUCCACCGCAGCAUUGGUAAUGGCCUCGUCAAUCCCCUUCCGAUCGCCCGCCUUGAUCAAUUUCACAAACUUCUCAGGAUCCAUCCGGAACUUCGACUCCGCCACGAACUUGCCAAAGUGUAUCCGUCUCGACAGCGCUUGCAGGCAAUUGACAUCGCACGUUGCCGAGGAGCCGUAGUUCUCCUGCGUCUCGCCACGGUCCUCACGGUCAAAUUUCCGACAUGUAUUGGGCAAGAUUUCAUUGACGUAUCGCGACUUGAUAACGUCGUUGACGUUUACGUCGUUGGGGUGGAGGAUCUUGGGGUACUGGAUGGGUUGGAGGAUGGGCUCCUCGAGGACGUCUGGGAAGAAAGGGUAUUCAUCGGGGGACUGGUAGCGGCGCACGCGCGAUUGGAGACGUUCCUGUUCUCGGAGUAGGUAGUCCAUAAGACUGAGAUCUGAGUUUGGGAUUUUGACCCCGCCGGACACGUAGAUGGGUUUGUUGAGGGGGAAUUGGACGCGUUCGAUUAGGUGGAAGGUUAUGGUAUCUUCGAGGCGGCUGGAAACGGGGGUUUUGUA